Geodia barretti is the source of this 1179-nucleotide messenger RNA. The record is from the annotation of a GenBank genome assembly. NCBI's taxonomy places the organism in Eukaryota, Metazoa, Porifera, Demospongiae, Tetractinellida, Geodiidae.
ACGGAGCAGCGAGUGCCUGAUUACGAUGUUGCGAUUAUAGGUUCCGGGCCGGCUGGAUAUGUGGCGGGAAUAAGAGCCGGGCAGUUGGGUCUGAAGGCUGCUGUUAUUGAAAGAGACGACACCCUGGGCGGCGUUUGCUUGAACUGGGGUUGCAUCCCCAGCAAAGCUCUCUUGAAGAACGCUGAAGUUCUGGAGCUUUUUCGCAGGGCAGAGGCCUUUGGAAUCAGCGUAGAGAACGUCCAAGCCGACUUUGGGAAAGCUAUUGACAGAAGCAGGCGGGUGGUGGACACAUUGACCAAGGGUGUGGCUGCUCUGCUGAGGAAGAACAAAGUCCAGCAUAUCAAAGGACAAGCCAGCUUCUCUGAUGCGAAUACCCUGGAGAUAGCUCCCGACGGCCGGAAAAUCACCGCUUCCAACAUCAUCAUUGCCACCGGUGCCCGCGCCCGCUCCAUCCCGGGCCUGGAAAUAGACAAAAAACAGGUCAUCACCAGCAGGGAAGCACUGGAGAUGCGGAAACUUCCCAAUAGAGUUGUCAUUGUGGGUGGAGGCGCUACCGGCGCGGAGUUUGCCUAUCUCUGGAACGCCUACGGUGUGGAAGUCACAAUAGUAGAACUACUGCCGCAUCUCCUUCCCAAUGAAGAUGAAGAGAUCAGCCGUUUCUUGGAGAGGUCGUUUACUCGCCAAGGCAUCAAUUUCCACACGUCUGCCAAGGUGUCCAAGGCGAGUGUGAAGAAGAAGGGGAUUAGCCUUGAGAUCCAGAGAGGGGAAGAAGCCAGCACUUUGGAAUGCGACCUGGUGCUAAUUGCGGCCGGGGUCCAGGCCAAUACGGAAGAGAUUGGAUCAAGCAAAAUAGCCCUUGAUCUUGACCGCGGGUUUGUCAAAGUCAACUCUGAAAUGGCUACAAACGUUCCAGGCGUAUAUGCUAUAGGCGAUGUUACCGGUAUCAUGCUGCUGGCACACGUAGGAAUGGCGCAGGGGGUGAUGACUGCUGAACGGAUAGCCGGCUUGGAUACACCCCCUCUCGACUAUCAGUUCAUGCCCAGGGCUACGUACUGUCAUCCCCAGGUUGCCAGCUUUGGCCUUUACGGAGCAGCAGGCCAAAGAGCAAGGAUACGAUGUAAAAGUUGGCAAGUUCCCCUUCCAGGCCAGCGGCAAAGCACUAGCCAUAGGCGAUGCUGA